UUUUAGGUAAGUUAAUCAGUUGUUCUAAUCUUUCUCAUGUUCUAUUCUUUUCUUCAGAUCUUUGGGUUGUUUAUUUGGCUCGUUUUCUAUAAUUCGUUUGAUUUGAUUGUUUUGUUUUUGGAAAUUGCUUUUGAUUUAGUUUGGUUUGAUUUUAAUCAUCUUUAAUUUUGCAUUUUCUGGUUACUUGUGGCUUCUUACCUGCACUGAGAUUUCCUUGUUUGGUUGUUAGUCUUUGAUUUGGAAUUUCUGUUUAUAUUGGUUACGUUUCUUUUCACCUUCGGUUUCAUGUUUGUCCCUUGUUGAUGUUUUAUCUGAUAUUUAAUGAUAUUGAUUUGGAUCUAAUCAAUGGAGGAAGAUGCUUCGUUUGACCACUUGGAAUAUGACAAAUGACCUCUUGAGGAUUAACUAAUUUUCUGAUUUCAUCAAUACAAAGCACGAGAUCAAAUUGAUUAGUUUGAUUACUCGACUUCUCCACUUGAAUCUGUGAUUAUCUGGUUUCGAUUUUUGGGUUAAUUUUGAUUCUUUUCUGGUUCAAUUCUGUCAUUUGAUUGGUUCUUUUUUCUUCUUCGCUUGUGUUUUCCAUCUCGUUGGUCUUUUUGUGUUGAUUUUUUUUUCUCUUCUCUUUGGUUAUGGACUCAAAAUCUCGAUCUAAAUCAUCUGCAUCUUCAUCUUCAUUAUCAUCUUCAUCUUCUUCAUCCUCAUCUUCUUCUGGUGCCAACGGAUCCACAAUUUCUCCUGAUUUUGAUAGUUCCAUUUUGGAGGAUAUUCUUAAUGAAAAGAAAUUGUCUUUGAUGAAAUCACCUUUUGUUCUUAAUUACAUUCAACAGUCUAUGAAAUCCACAGUUCCAAGUGAUAAACAAUCGCAAUCUAAUCUGUGAGCCUACAAUUUUUGGUGAAAUUGUUGUGAUUUUCUUGUGAAUUAUUGCUUAUACUAAUUACUUGGAAGAAUUUUUUCUUCGUCAUCUUUCAUAUCUUCUUUUGAUCUUGGAUUUAGGUAACAACACAUUUCAACAUGUCUUUAGCUGAUGAAUUAUUAGCUGAUCUUGAUGGAGAUGAUGAUGUUGGUUAUUAUGAAUCAUCAAAUCCUCCCGGUGAAAUGGGUGAUGAAGAUGAAAUACCAAAUAAUUCUGUUCUUGGUUGUAUAAAGGAAGAAAGUAUGGAAAUAGAUCUAUCCAGUUCCAUUAGGAAAUUGGCAACUGUUUAUGAUUCCGAUGAGCUGAAAAAAGUAAUGGCUGAAAUUGAUAAAAGAGCUGGUGAAAGUGGAGACAUUUUCAAUAAAGGAAACCUUGAUGGACCCGUUGAAGAUCACCCUGAGUAUAAGUUAAUUGUCGAGACCAACAAUUUAACCGUUGCCAUUGACGAUGAUAUAAAUAUAAUCCAUAAAUAUGUCAAAGACAAAUACAGUCAAAGAUUUCCAGAACUCGAUUCAUUGAUUCCAACUGCAUUGGAAUAUCUAAUGACUGUGAAAGAAUUGGGAAAUGACCUGGAUAAGGCAAAGAACAAUGAAAUAUUACAAAAUUUUCUGCCCCAGGCGACAAUUAUGAUUCUAAGUGUUAGUGCAUCAACAACCCAAGGGGAUCAGCUGAAUGCCGAGGAAUUAAAUUCUGUCACCGAAGCUUGUGAUAUGGCGAUUGAAUUAAAUGCUAAAAAGCUGAAGAUUUUUGAAUUUGUCGAGUCAAGGAUGUCAUUUAUUGCUCCAAAUGUAUCGGCCAUUGUUGGUGCCAAUAUCGCUGCUAAACUAAUGGGAUUAGCUGGUGGAUUAACUAAUCUCUCUAAAAUGCCUGCUUGUAAUGUUGAAGUUCUUGGCUCUAAGAAACGGACUCUCGCCGGUUUCUCAUCGACACAAAUUUUACCUCACACUGGGUUCGUCUUUCAAACGGACAUUGUUCAAGAGACACCGGCUGAUUUCAGGCGAAAAGCAGCUCAUCUUGUAGCUAAUAAAUGUACAAUUGCCGCUCGAAUUGACGCUUGUCAUUCAUCUCAAGAUGGUUCACAAGGUAGAAUCUUGAGAGAAAAAAUUGAACGAGCUUUAGAUAAGCUUUUAGAACCUCCGCCAGUUAAACAAGUGAAACCUUUACCUCAGCCGAUUGAUCAGCCUCGUAAAAAGAGAGGUGGUAAACGUGUUCGUAGAAUUAAGGAAAGAAUGGCAAUGACCGAAUUUAGAAAACAAAUUAAUCGCAUGAACUUUGGUGAAAUUGAAGAAGAUGCUUAUCAAGAGGAUUUAGGUUUUACCACUGGACAAAUUGGUAAAUCGGCUAUGGGUCGAAUCAGAGCUCCACAGAUCGAUGAGAAGACCAAAGUUAAAAUUUCUAAAACUUUACACAAACAAAUGCAAAAAACUUCCGUUUAUGGAGGGACAACUACGAUUAAGAGACAAAUUUCGGGAACUGCUUCUUCCGUUGCAUUUACGCCACUUAAAGGUAUCGAAAUCGUCAAUCCUCAUGCAGCCGAAGCGAAAACAAAUGACUCGGGAAAAUAUUUUUCAACGACCAGCGGAUUUCGUAGUGUUGUUAGGAAAACGACUUGAUCAUGAAAACUUUCAAAAAAUUAACGAAUUAAUCAAAAUCAAAUGGAAGUAAAUUGAAAAGCAGAUUGAAUCGUUUUUAUCAAUA
Molecule: messenger RNA, 2612 nt
Organism: Panonychus citri (citrus red mite)
Lineage: Eukaryota; Metazoa; Arthropoda; Arachnida; Trombidiformes; Tetranychidae
Gene: Prp31
Product: U4/U6 small nuclear ribonucleoprotein Prp31-like
Exons: 4
Coding region: 1013-2527 (504 amino acids)
Biological process (GO): mRNA splicing, via spliceosome; spliceosomal tri-snRNP complex assembly
Cellular component (GO): U4/U6 x U5 tri-snRNP complex; U4 snRNP; precatalytic spliceosome
Source: RefSeq, a predicted model, not a curated record